Messenger RNA from Megalops cyprinoides (Indo-Pacific tarpon), 3554 nucleotides. It is a transcript of the gene fam234a, whose product is annotated as family with sequence similarity 234 member A. NCBI's taxonomy places the organism in Eukaryota, Metazoa, Chordata, Actinopteri, Elopiformes, Megalopidae. Gene Ontology annotation, molecular function: protein binding. Bases 273 to 1934 code for a protein of 553 amino acids. The record is from RefSeq and is a predicted model, not a curated record. The transcript has 13 exons.
UGAACGUCAUCUGUAUCUGCUGUUUGUUCAAUUAAAUUUGACACACGGUUUAACUGGAACUGGAAGCUGGAACAUAAUCUAAGAGCAGUAAGAGAUUGAAGCUUUAUUUACCGUCUCAAAAACAGGGAGACAGUCAUACAGAGCAGAGGUCUCCCCAAUGACUGUUUAGGAUCUGGCAAGGAACCUGGUCAAUAUCCUGAAAGACUAAAUAGAGGCGGGGCUGGCUACCUCGCAAGCUUACUGAGUUCGUGAGGGUGUGAUGUGUUGAGAGGAUGCUGGACCCCACAGACAGCACCGCCGAGGCCCAGCCACUCAAGGGAGAGGAGGGGGCGAUUGGGCCGGGGCCGCCGCCACCCGCACAGGGGAAGAAGGAGGGCUGCUGGAGUGGGCGGGGCUUCUCCCAGCUGUCCAACUGGCGCACUGCAGGCUUCUUCCUUUCCCUCUUCCUCUGCCUCACCGUGGUCUUCGCCUUCUCCUUCAUCAUCCCCUGUCCUGUCCGGCCCCUCUACCUGCACACUUGGAACCGCACUUUUCCACAAGCAGCUACAUAUAACUUCCUGGCUGUUGCAGAUGCAAACAGAGAUAAAGUCAUGGAUGUCCUCUUUGUCCUCAAGGCCUCUGAGGGCAGUCUGAACACAACAUGUGUCAAUGAAAGUCUUCCCACACCUUGCGUGUUUGUGUCUGCGGUGGCGGGGACAAAUGCAGACACGCUGUGGGAGCGCCCGUUAGCCCCCGAAUUCCACUGGGCACAGUGUGGCCUGGAGGGACUGGGGGAUGGGGGUGGAGGCUGCCUGCUGUCACACUCUGACCAGCUGACUGCAGUGGACAAACACAGCGGAGCUAUCGUGUGGCAGCAGCAGCAGCCCCCCAACCUGAACAGUAAGCUGCCUGUCCUGUCAGUGCCAGACCUUGAUGGGGAUGGAGUGAGCGAUGUGGUUCUGAUUGGACCAGGUCUAGCGCAGCAGACCCGGUUGGCGAUUCUGUCAGGAAAGACUGGUGCUCAGAUCGGAUCAGAGGUGGUUCUGGACUCUGGUGGUUCAGAGACCUUCAGACACCUCCUACACACUACAGCCAAAGGCUCCCACUACGUUCUCCUUCAGAAAGACUCUGGGCUGUACGGUCAGGCUCUGUGGAAAAUUGCUGCCCAGGCCAAGGCUGGCAGUGAAGCCAGUCUAAAGAGGGACCAGGCGUGGGAGAAGAAGACCAGCACGGACUCUGGACAUGUGCUGCUCUACAGGUCUGACUCGAUGCAGCAUGUUGUGAGGAUAGCCAAGGGCAGUGGCACCUCCAACCUGCUGCUGGUGACAGCAGGCAGCGUGGAGCUCAUCGAUGGUGACAGCUUGCAGUCCCUGUGGAGUGUCAAUGCCAGCAGGGUCCUGAGUGAGCCUUCCUUUGGGCACUUCAACAAGGAUGGCGUUCUUGAUGUGGUGAUAGAGAAGGACAUUGGCAACAGCACUAAACAAGUCAUGAUACUGGAUGGGAACACAGGAAGAGUGCUGUGGGAAGUGAAUUUACUGUUCAGACCCGACACACCAAAGCCAGCCUCUGUCAACACCAUCAACUCAUUCUCAGUCUUUGUGUUCUGGGGGAAGUUACCUUCUGAGAACAACUCCUCGAGGUCGACAAGCCAGGACCGUCACUCUUACAUGCUCCACCCACACUUCUCCAGUGUGCUUCUGGAAAAGAGCAGCAUCAUCGACAACAUCAUAGCAUUCAAGGCCACUCUGCUGGAGAGAGGCCGACAUGCCUGCUACAUCAUGCUGACAGGGCCACGGGGGGAGGGGGCGGAGGGGACGGUGAUGCUCACCAAGCGCAAGCUGAAGGACGAUGUCCCCGAGAGCCGCGUCCACAGGCUGGGGGACCACAGGGACGGAGAAACUGACCAGGAGAUCAAAGAUGCUUUCACUAGACUGCGCUUCAGCAAGGACACCUAAUGCAGCCCCCUUACUUAUGCCUCUAAUGCAGCCGUCUUACUUUGCCAUCUAAUACUGGCCCCUCACCCACUGCCUUAACACAGUCUCUUCACCCAGCACCUUAAUGCUGCCCCUUUUCCCACCCCCUUAAUACUGGCCCCUCGCCCACCCCCUUAAUACUGGACCCUUACCCAUUCGUCUCCAGUUGGGGGGAGACAGUAAGACUCCCUGUCUCUUCAGCUGCUGGGUACAUCAGUAUUCUGAGUACUAACCCUUGCCUUUUUUGCGAGUCUUACUUAAUCGCGUUACUGUAGCAAAAAGCACAAUCAAGCUGCCUUCUACUGUAUAACUGAUUAUUUCUGCAGAGUGAUGUGCACAGCCUGGACUUCCUGGUCCUGCUCAGCCAAAUGCUCUGGGCCUCUGUGCACGAAUCUGCACACAUGCUGCAGGUCCCCCAUUGGCCAAAUGACCAGAAAAUCUCCACAAUUCAAGUCUGACUUGCUUGAUCUGUGCAAAGAGGUGUGAAGGGUCUGCCUAAGAUAUAGCAUAGGGCAGUGGGUGGUUAUUUUAUUCAUGUUCUUAACUGAAGUGCAUUAUGUAGCUGAUAUGAAUCUAGAUUUUCCCUCCUUGUUCAGUUUGAUUACAGAGAUAUAAUACAUUAUUAGCGACCUACUGUAUGAUCCUGGGCAUUAAAUAACAUUACUAGUUUUUUAAACAGAUUGCAGCUAGCAAUUCUGAAUUGCUCCAAAAGUUUGCCAGGUUGUAUAAGAUUGACUCAGUUUUAGGCUUACACUGCAUCUAUGAAGGGGGCGUUCCAGGUAGUGCAUUUGAAGGACAUGAGUUUCUAUAUUGCAGUUAAUAAAAGCAAACAGUGACACAAAUUGCAUAUAACAUGCAUUGCAUGUAUGUCCCCCUAUGUCGAAAGCCUAAACUAUGCAAAUGACCCUUUGAAACAAGUAUCCAAUAAAUAAAGAGAGAAAAGCUUUUAAAAGUUUUACCUGCUAAUGCAGGUGUAUAGCUAAUGCUGUAAUGGACAGAAAAUGCUAAGUUAAAUUGCACAAACUGAGAAAAGAUGUACUGGAGAAUGUUCUAGAUGGACGGUUAUGGGGCUCUUUAAUGAUAAAAUAAAAUACUCAGAGAGCUGUGUCUUUUUUAUUAGCCGUGUGGUGACAUGUUUUCACAAUGCAUGUCACACACUGAGUGUAUAUAAUAAGUGUAUAUAAUAAGCCACCUGCCAGCUUUCAUGUGUACUGAAACGUUGGCACAACCGGCUAGCAAGCACCUUACUCAUAAUGAAUACAUGAUGGAGACUAAUUCCAUAUUUGCUUUACACUCACAUUGAAAACUGCUUCUAAAUAAUAGUUCUUGAGUGUGCCACAUAUACUGAAGGUGAAAUGUCUGUGAAGGCCAAUGGGCCUCAAAAGAAAGUUCUAUAAAUCUAUACUUUGAAAUAUAUCAGAAGACUUUGGUAAUGGCCCAUUUGUUUGAAUUAUAUUGUGGGGUUGGGGAUUGUGUUUAUCUGAAAAUUGAACCUGUAGAACAGGCCUCCUGGGGAGUUUCCUUUUUUGUCUGAAGUUCUGGGGUGUCUUUAUAUUGUGAGUGAUGUAAUAUAUUGGGCAAUGUGUAAUAAAUGCAUCUCUC